GUCGGUGUUUGCGGACUCUGGUUUUAGGAUUUUUCUAGAGUUUUUCUCCGCACUUUUUCGACUUUUCGUCACCUAAAUUCUCCAAUUUUCGCCUAAAUUUCCGCAAAAUAUGGAAUCCUCAUCACGAAUCGAGAUUGCUACCUUGAAAGACGAGCUUCUCGACGAACUCAAGCGGCGGGUCGCUGAGAAAACUGCCCAAAAUGUCAAACUUCAGCAGGAUGCGGAAGAAAUCUCGAAGAAACUCGAUGCGGCGUUGUCACCGAGAAAGGACAGAAUAACUCAACUGGAAUCUCGCCUCGAAGUUGUGCAACAAGCUGCCAAAGCUCAACAGAAGCGGUGGGAAGGGGAGCUCGCUUCAUCGAGAGCUCAAAAUGAGCAACUAUCCGAAGAGAAAAGUCAGCUGCAGAAGGAGAAUGAGGAGCUUCUACUGGUAUUGCUGCGUACCGAGGGAAUCGUCGACGCCAACAAAUCACUCAGUGAGCAGCUGGCGAAUGCACAAGACGCGGAGGUGUCGAUGACUACUUUGAAAGAGACAGUUGCCAAGCUGGAAGAGGAGAACAACGUCCUUCAAGCCACGUGGGCCGAGGAGCGAUCUGGACUCGUCAACGAGCUCAUCGACACCAAGGAAAAGCUGGCGAAGUCGGCUCAGGCUCAAACCGAGCUCGACGAGAGCCACAGAGAUAUCAUGACUGCAGUGCCAGUUGCGAAGCGCACGGCAAUGGACGAAAUGUUCCCGGAACUGGACCCAGCCAUUCGCCAACUCGUUCAUCUCAUCGGCCAGAACGAGAACUACAUGUAUGCGGCCGCCGGACUCGCCUUAUAUGCACUUCUCAUCCAUCUUUACAUUCUUUUGUAAUUAUAUUCUACCCCUUCUACCCAGAAACGUUGUUCAUUUCUAGACACACAAAAAUUCUAAUAAUUUGUUAUUGUUCUCUAACCUUGUUCAUACCCAUAACCGUAUUGUUUUUUGCCUGUUUUUUUCUGAAAUUCGUGUAGGAUACCCCAAUAUCUCCCGCCUCCCAUUGCAUUCCUGUUUUCAAUAGUUUUUAUUAAAUUUAUUUUUUUAAUUGAAUCUAAAAAGGCUGGAAAUUAAAAAUUUUUAACGUUUUUCUGGAGUUUUUAAAAAAUAUGCAAUCAAGCAAC
Messenger RNA from Caenorhabditis elegans, 1143 nucleotides. RefSeq names its product Dynein regulatory complex subunit 4 (gene Y18D10A.11). The record is from RefSeq and is marked reviewed. The transcript has 5 exons. NCBI's taxonomy places the organism in Eukaryota, Metazoa, Nematoda, Chromadorea, Rhabditida, Rhabditidae. The coding region runs from base 110 to 856 and encodes 248 amino acids.